Tauraco erythrolophus (red-crested turaco) is the source of this 1328-nucleotide messenger RNA. NCBI's taxonomy places the organism in Eukaryota, Metazoa, Chordata, Aves, Musophagiformes, Musophagidae. The record is from RefSeq and is a predicted model, not a curated record.
UUUCUUCAACUGCAGAAAAAGUUGUCUACCUGGUGGUUUUUCAUCUGUCGUUUGUCAUGUUUGUUUGGUCCUAUUGGAAGACAAUUUUCACAUCUCCUGCAUCCCCCUCUAAUGAGUUCUGCUUGUCAAAAGCUGAUAAAGAACAAUAUGAAAAAGAAGAGAGACCAGAAUCCCAGCAGGAGAUUUUGAGAAGAGCUGCUAAAGACUUGCCUAUCUAUACGACAACAGCAUCGAGAGCAAUCAGAUACUGUGAUCGAUGCCAGCUAAUCAAACCUGACCGCUGCCACCACUGUUCUGCAUGUGACAUAUGUGUACUAAAAAUGGACCACCACUGUCCGUGGGUGAAUAAUUGUGUGGGAUUUUCUAACUACAAAUUCUUCCUCCUGUUUUUAAUGUAUUCCUUACUGUACUGUCUGUUUGUUGCCGCUACAGUCUUGCAGUACUUCAUAAAGUUUUGGACAAAUGAAUUGCCAGAUACCCAUGCAAAAUUCCACGUACUAUUCCUUUUCUUUGUGGCAGCCAUGUUCUUCAUCAGCAUACUGUCACUCUUCAGCUACCACUGCUGGCUAGUUGGCAAAAACAGAUCAACCAUAGAAACAUUCCGUGCACCCACAUUUCGAAAUGGCCCUGAUAAAAAUGGCUUUUCUCUUGGAUGCAGCAAAAAUCUGAGGGAAGUUUUUGGAGAUGAAAAGAAGUAUUGGCUGCUCCCUAUCUUUACCAGUUUGGGCGAUGGGUGCAAUUUUCCAACUCGUUUGGUAAUUAUGGAUCCAGAGCAACUUACUGUCUCAAGCCAAAAUGAACCUGCCAAAAGCUCUGGAGCCAAUCAGUCCUUUCCUACUCGACCACUCAGUGAAUCACAAAAUCGAUUACUAGCCAGUGACAGUCAGUGGGUGGAAAGUGGCCCUGAAGAGGAAAAUGUUAAAUCAGGUUUCUGCAACACAUUUUGUGCUUGAAUAUCUCUUAAUUUUGUUUGGAAGAAGUUGAUCAGUAAAAAAUGGAACAUGAACAUUUUAGGAAGAGACAAGAAAUUCACGUUUCUGCACAGUACAAUGGAUUCUUGUAAGCACUAUUGCAGAGCAGGGAAGUUAAGACAGAUGCCUUAAGAUUCUUAAUGUGCAUUUAUGCAACACUGAAUUAUAUACUGCUACCAAAGGGCCAAAUCCUGAAGUGCCCUGCUUGGAUGCACAAGGUCCAGAGUGGGAACUAUGCAUUUCUGUUAUGCUGCAGUGUUGAGGAUAGAUUGCAGAGACUCCUACCUCCUCACGGGCAAACUUCACACCUUAGGCACUGCAGAAGUCACUUCCACAGCAGGUCUCCUGGGUACAGAA